Sphaerodactylus townsendi is the source of this 857-nucleotide messenger RNA. Its product is annotated as glutathione S-transferase 2-like. Gene Ontology annotation, biological process: glutathione metabolic process. Gene Ontology annotation, molecular function: glutathione transferase activity. Bases 46 to 708 code for a protein of 220 amino acids. NCBI's taxonomy places the organism in Eukaryota, Metazoa, Chordata, Lepidosauria, Squamata, Sphaerodactylidae. The record is from RefSeq and is a predicted model, not a curated record. The transcript is spliced from 8 exons.
GUUUCUUCUGGGGAGUUUUAAGCCAGCCAAGCACGGAGGAGGGACAUGGGGAUCAUUCUGGCCUAUUGGGACAUCCGUGGGCUUGGUCAUGCAGUCCGAUUGCUGUUGGAACACACAGGAACUUCCUAUGAGGACAAACAGUAUAGUUCGGGGGAAGCUCCUGAUUUUGACACAAGUUCAUGGAAAAAUGAGAAGGAUACGUUGGGCUUGGACUUUCCAAAUCUCCCCUAUCUGAUUGAUGGUGAGACAAAAAUCACACAGAGCAAUGCCAUCCUUCGGUACAUCGGCCGGAAACACAACAUGUGUGGUGAGAGUGAAGAAGAACUGAUCAGAGUGGAUAUGUUUGAGAACCAUAUCAUGGAUUUCCGCAUGGCUUUUGCAAGAAUAUGCUACAGCCCAGAUUUUGAAAAACUAAAGCCUGAAUUCUUGGAGCAGCUACCAGGAAAACUGAAGCAGUUCUCGCAGUUUUUGGGGGAGAGGAAAUGGUUUGCAGGAAAAAAGAUCACCUAUGUGGAUUUUCUUGCGUAUGACAUCUUGGAUCAGCAACGAAUGUUUGAACCAAAAUGCUUGGAUCAGUUCAAAAAUCUGAAGGAUUUCCUUGACCGCUUUGAGGCCUUGGAGAACAUUUCAGCCUACAUGAAAUCACACCGUUUUAUGAAAACACCUAUUUUCUGGAGAAUUGCCAAGUGGAGCAAUGAAAAAGAAUAGUGAUGGCCAUCAGCUUUGCCCAGCUGGCAGUCAAUGACCAUAUAUAUUAUAGUAUCAAAAGGAUGACUGUCUUCUGCAAUACCUAUGAUACUUAAAAUGUGUAAGAUUCUAAGGUGCCAGCUAAUAAAAUAUUUUUGUUACUAACAAAA